AUGUCAUAUCCUGAUAUUAUAAAUCAGCAUACCAGCUAUGACCCUGGUAUUUUUCAUGAUCAUGACCGAUCCUCGAUCAAGUCCAAGAGAUCGCAAACCUCAAUGUCGACGGUGUCGACAAGUUCGGGCGCCAAUGAGCCCAACGAUUCCGGCCAAACACCAAACUCUGGGCGACCUCUUCUUUACAUGCUAAACUCACUAUGGACGCGAAUGUUCGCGACAACCGUGAUAACCGAAACUAUAUUCACAGUUGCGAUUGAAGUUUGGGUUCUCAUGAGUCUUUGGGCUCACCUGGGCGACAACACAGGGGCCACAGAUUCCCACCUGCAGUCGUUUUUGGGCCUUUAUGUAUUUGCACUUCUGUACGAGCUAGCACUCUCAUACGAUGCGCUGCGUCAUAGAAACACAAUACAACUGGUCGGACUAUGUUUCUGUAACGUGGGCCUGACGGCAUAUGGCGUCCUCCAGAUGCAGGAGAUCGAACCGACAUUAAGAAGCAUGAUGGCAAAUGCUCUAAUUGACACACGUCUGCUUCACUUAUAUCGUAUGGUCCUUAUUCUGGUGCCGACUAUCUUGGCCGUCGGCACCCUUUGCUUGACUUUCCUUACUUGGAAGUUACGAGCUGAAUUCUCGUGGUCUUUCUACAAGAAUAUUAGUGCAGAUUUACAGAUGAAACGUCGGUAUCUUACAUAUCAGGUGUACAUCGCACUACUGAAAUUCGAUUUGUUCUUUGUGUUUGGAACACAACUUCAAUUUCUUCUCAUCGUUGUCAGAUUCGAAAGCAUCGAUUUCAUUGUCAAUGCUGCUCUAGUACCGAUAGCCAUCGCCAACUUGGUACUAUCAGCAUACUAUUGCAAACGAGAGAAGAGGAAAUCUUUCAUCAGCAUGAUGUUUCUGAUGUUGAUCACAAUGGCAUUUUUGGUUCUUGCUAUAGUUCGAGUUCACACCAACUACACCUCCGCUGGGUUGUCCAUAACUCUCUUUGCAAGUUUCUCCUUGCUUUUACUGAAUGCUACACUCAUCAACUCUCUUUUAUGUUUUCUGAAUUUUGACCAAGGAUUGAUGACUCACGUCAAUUCACCGGAUAACGACCCAGCCAGUCUGGAGCUUAAGCAAAUGGAGACUCCUACGAGGUUUUUGCUCAGUUAA
Penicillium cataractarum is the source of this 1149-nucleotide messenger RNA. RefSeq lists its product as uncharacterized. The record is from RefSeq and is a predicted model, not a curated record. Bases 1 to 1149 code for a protein of 382 amino acids. Gene Ontology annotation, cellular component: Golgi apparatus. NCBI's taxonomy places the organism in Eukaryota, Fungi, Ascomycota, Eurotiomycetes, Eurotiales, Aspergillaceae. The transcript is spliced from 4 exons.